This is a messenger RNA of Dracunculus medinensis (Guinea worm), 1173 nucleotides long. Lineage: Eukaryota; Metazoa; Nematoda; Chromadorea; Rhabditida; Dracunculidae. The record is from the annotation of a GenBank genome assembly.
AUGUAUAUCGGAAUGUCAGCAGACUGUAAAAGUGAGGAAAUAAAGAGUGGUGUUAAUGAAAUUAGUUCAAGAGAAUGCUCGGAUGUAGAACAAAAAAUAAUUACACAAAUUGAGUACUAUUUUGGUGACAUAAAUCUGCCUCGGGACAAAUUUUUACAAUUGGAACUAAAAAAAGAUGAUGGAUGGAUUCCACUUUCAACAAUGCUCCAAUUCAAGCGAUUGUCAUUGUUAACUGAUGAUGUGAAAUUAAUUGCAUCCUCACUUAGACGGUCUAAAUUAAUGGAAGUAUCGGAUGAUGGAUCUAAAAUUAGGCGAAAUCCUGGUAUCGAAGUACCUGAAAUCUCUCUAGAAUAUUGGCAGUCAGUCAAGAUCCGAACAGCUUACGUAAAAGGAUUCAGCGAAAGCACAACACUUGAUGAAUUAUUGCGCUUUUUUAAUCAGUUUGGAGAGGUAGCCAAUGUGGUAAUGAGACGUGAGAAAAAUGAAACCCACACCUUCAAAGGAUCAGUUUUCUGUACAUUUGGAGAUGUUGAAACUGCCAAAGCAUUUAUCAGUAAUGAUGUAAAGGAAUAUAACGGCAGUCCACUCUUAAAAAUGAUGCAGAAUGAUUUCUGGGCAAUGAAACAGCGCGAGCAAAAAGAAAAACGUGAAGCUGAUCGAAAAGCCAAAUUAGCAAAAAAGCUAAAGGAUGCCGAGGAACAGAAACGAGAAGCCAGUAUAGCUCAUUUUGUAAAAGGACUUGUUCUUUCACUCAGUAAUUUGCCCAAAGAUACAAAUAUUCAAAAACUAAAAGAAUUUUUAAAAAAUUUUGGUGAUGUUGGAUAUGUGGUUUAUAGUCAAGGUGACGACCAGGCUCAGAUUCGUUUUUCGGGUAAUGAAUUCGCAGCAAAAAAGGCUUGGGAAGCUGCUAUUGCUGCUAGUGCAGACGGUAAAGUUAUGAUGAAUGAUAAUGAAAUUCAUGCAACUGUACUAGAUGGUGUCGAAGAAGAGAAAUAUUGGGACGAUUUCAAUCAAAAGAAGGCAGAAAAAUUUAUUAGAAGUCAGAAACGAGGUCGUGGUAAACCGCAAAAUGGUAGAUCUUCGCGAAAGAGAGCAGCCAAUAACGUUGAAGGAGAACCUGCAAAUAAGCAAAAAAGGAUUGUUUUUAAAGAUGAUGAUGUAGAUAAAGAUUAA